UUUCCCAAAUUCUGAUUUGUUUUGAGUUUUGAAACCACUGAUUUCCCCUUUUACCAUAAUGACAAACUGUGGAUGCCAAAUCGGUUCAACCUUCAUAGUUUGAGUGACAUCAGCAUGGAUUUCUGCGUGCCCAAAGUCGCUGGUUUUGUGUCCCAAAUCCCUUUUUGAUACUCCAUUGAUUUCCAAUCAAUAAUUGAAUUAGGGUUUUCAAAAAGUCUUCCCUUUUUUUCUUUGUCUGUGCCUCUUUGAUUCCCCUUAGGAGCAAUCACCCUAACAGGUAGAUUGUUCACGAGGGGUAAAUCCAUACCGAAUUCUGACUGCUUGCAUUUGGGUGUCUUUUCAAAUUACAUUCUUUCUGGAAUUUGAUAUCAAUUGUAUUUUCUGAAUUGAGCUGAUAGAAUAGAAGCUCAUGGGGUUGUAGUUGUAGCCUCUAAGGAUUUUGAUUUGGGGCUUGUGGCUUGAAGAAAGUGCUCUUUUAAAUACUGGGUAUUUUUGCACAUGGCUCCAAAUCUGAGGCUAAGAUUAUGUUUUCCCGUGUAUUUUUUGUUGCUUGGUUUUCUCUUGAAUUCAAAUGGCGAAUUGGAUCAUCAAGUUUCACAUAAGGUCAUAGCUGCUCCUCGUAAAGAUGUAGGAACUAAUGUAAUUGAUGGCACUGGUGUAGAGAAUGCUUUUAAUUUUGAGAAUGGUAAUAAUGCGGUGGGUAGUAGGAAAGGUGCAGGUAAUAAGGUUUCAGUUUCAACUGUUGCGUUGUUUACCCUAGCGAUGGCAGCUGCGACUGGUUUAGGUGCUGUGCCCUUCUUCUUUGUGGAGCUUGAUCCGCAGUGGGCUGGAUUGUGCAAUGGAAUGGCUGCAGGUGUCAUGUUGGCUGCGAGCUUUGAUCUAAUACAAGAAGGGCAGGAGUAUGGUGCUGGAAAUUGGGUUGUCACUGGGAUUCUAGCUGGUGGAAUCUUUAUCUGGCUAUGUAAGAAGUUUCUUGAGCAAUAUGGGGAAGUAAGUAUGUUGGAUUUAAAAGGUGCUGACGCUGCCAAAGUUGUUCUUGUUAUUGGAAUAAUGACUCUCCAUUCUUUUGGGGAGGGAUCUGGGGUUGGAGUCUCAUUUGCUGGCUCAAAGGGUUUUACUCAAGGCCUGUUGGUAACUUUGGCUAUUGCGGUACACAACAUUCCAGAAGGAUUAGCUGUGAGCAUGGUGCUUGCAUCAAGGGGUGUCUCUCCACAAAAUGCUAUGUUAUGGAGCAUAAUUACAUCUUUACCCCAGCCCAUUGUAGCGGUUCCUUCAUUUAUUUGUGCUGAUGCAUUCAGUAAGUUUCUUCCUUUUUGUACGGGAUUUGCUGCUGGAUGUAUGAUUUGGAUGGUUAUUGCGGAAGUGCUUCCUGAUGCUUUCAAGGAAGCCUCAGCUUCACAGGUUGCAUCAUCUGCAACCCUUUCUGUAGCAUUUAUGGAAGCUCUUAGCACCUUCUUUCAGAACUUCAGCCAUGACUACAACGCUGAGGAUGCUUCUGGCUUUUUUGUUUCGUUACUUUUUGGCCUUGGCCCUUUACUUGGAGGAAUCAUUCUUGUUGUAUUUGCUCUUUCAUUGCGUCUUCAGCAUGCUCUCCUCAUGGGCACUGCAUGUGGUAUUGCUUUUGUUCUUGGUGCUUGGCGACCAAUACAACUUAUUUUGUCUUCAAAAUUGGGAUUCUUUCCUAUUUUGCUACUCCUCGCAAUUGGUGCUGCUUUCAUCCAUGUUUCUACUUCUGGUGUAUUGAAGAUGGCAACUUCCAAAAAGGCCUCAGUCAAUGACUUGCCUACACUUACCGGUUUCCCACUCAGUGUUCACACCCUUCAAUCAUUUAUAUCAUGUGGUGCAGUAGCCAUUCAUGCCUUAGCUGAAGGACUUGCAUUGGGAGUGGCUGCACCAAAAGCAUAUGGACUUGGUCGUCACAUGGUCCUUCCAGUCUCUCUACAUGGGCUUCCUCGAGGUGCAGCUGUGGCCAGCUGCAUAUUUGGAGUCACUGAUAGCUGGCAUGGCUCCCUUGCAACAGCUGCCAUAAUUGGAUUUAUGGGUCCAAUAUCAGCAAUAGGAGCUAUUCUUACUGGUAUUGACUACAGUGGCCUUGAUCACAUAAUGGUUAUUGCCUGUGGUGGAUUAAUCCCAAGCUUUGGAAAUGUAGUAAAGAGAGCUCUAAGUUUGGAUAAGAGGAAGACCACCUGUGGCCUCAUUAUGGGUAUUGGGUUUGCUACUUUAUGUCUAACAUUCACUAGGUUGGUUUGCUUACAUACACCUUACUGCAAUUCUGCACCAGAGGCUGUCAGAUAAAGAGUCUUAUGCUGCCUUUCCUGCAUCAUCUAUUGUUACUGUUCUUCUAACAGCUGUAUACAUUUCUGAAAUUCAUAUCCCAAAACAUUUGAAGAGACCCUUGAUAAAGAAACUAGAAAGAGCAAUUUCAAAUUUGGAAAUUCCCUAAGAGGGAAAGGCAAGGCAGAUUUACUAGUGACCAACGUUUUCACAUAGAACAUAUCCGUGUCAUGUUUUAGUGUUUACUUGUAUAGGCAGUUUUUACACAUGAUCUAUAUUUGCCAAACCAUGUAAAACCAUUGAGAACUGAAACAGAUGUUAUUUAUUUUAAAUUUCGAUUA
Molecule: messenger RNA, 2615 nt
Organism: Vigna angularis (adzuki bean)
Lineage: Eukaryota; Viridiplantae; Streptophyta; Magnoliopsida; Fabales; Fabaceae
Product: putative zinc transporter At3g08650
Exons: 6
Coding region: 499-2295 (598 amino acids)
Biological process (GO): zinc ion transmembrane transport
Cellular component (GO): membrane
Molecular function (GO): zinc ion transmembrane transporter activity
Source: RefSeq, a predicted model, not a curated record